Messenger RNA from Dictyostelium discoideum AX4, 462 nucleotides. It is a transcript of the gene sodA, whose product is annotated as superoxide dismutase. Gene Ontology annotation, molecular function: metal ion binding; copper ion binding; superoxide dismutase activity. The transcript is spliced from 3 exons. The record is from RefSeq and is a predicted model, not a curated record. The coding region runs from base 1 to 462 and encodes 153 amino acids. Gene Ontology annotation, biological process: superoxide metabolic process. Lineage: Eukaryota; Evosea; Eumycetozoa; Dictyosteliales; Dictyosteliaceae.
AUGUCCAAAACUGCAGUUUGUGUAAUUAAAGGUGAAAAAGUUAACGGUGUUGUUAAAUUCACUCAAGAAAAUAAAGACUCACCAGUCACUGUUAAUUAUGAUAUCACUGGUUUAGAAAAAGGUGAACACGGUUUCCACGUUCAUGCUUUUGGUGAUACAACCAAUGGUUGUGUUAGUGCUGGUCCACAUUUUAACCCAUUUGGUAAAAAUCAUGGUGCUCCAUCAGAUGAAGAUCGUCAUGUUGGUGAUUUAGGUAACAUUGUUGCCGAUGGUGAGUCAAAUACCAAAGGUACCAUCAGUGAUAAAAUUAUCUCCCUCUUUGGUGAACACACAAUCGUUGGUAGAACUAUGGUUGUCCAUGCUGAUCAAGAUGAUUUAGGUAAAGGUGGUAAACCAGAUUCCUUAACUACUGGUGCUGCUGGUGCUCGUCUUGGUUGUGGUGUCAUUGGUGUCUCUCAAUAA